This is a messenger RNA of Plasmodium gonderi, 2235 nucleotides long. Its product is annotated as 3'-5' exonuclease domain containing protein. Lineage: Eukaryota; Apicomplexa; Aconoidasida; Haemosporida; Plasmodiidae. The record is from RefSeq and is a predicted model, not a curated record. Gene Ontology annotation, molecular function: 3'-5' exonuclease activity; nucleic acid binding. The transcript has 2 exons. The coding region runs from base 1 to 2235 and encodes 744 amino acids. Gene Ontology annotation, biological process: nucleobase-containing compound metabolic process.
AUGCAAAAAUGCAGAAUUAAAUCGAAGGGGAAUAUGCAAAGCGUGUUUUGCAUGGUAAGAUGUUGUAAGGGAAUAUCACUUGACCACCCUUUUGUUAGGAGAAAAAGUAUCCACGAAUUUAACCGUUUGGAAAAUUUACGAUUUAAGUAUUGCGAAUAUAAAUGUAUUGCAUAUUGGGGGCAUAAUACUAAUGAAGGAAUAGAAAAUGAAAAAAAAAAUAAUUUAAAAAAUAAAGUAGUAGAAAAUUCUGCUAUGGUAAAAAAUUUGGGCGUCUUUUCGAAUAGACAAGGAUAUUAUAUGACUAGGCAGCAAAGUAGGUAUUAUUAUUCUACCAACAACAAAGUCCACGUUAAAGGAGAAAUUUACGACAUUAUUCCUCGUUUAUGUAAGAACAAAGAUGUAAAGCCCAUUGCUUCAAAUUUAAUUUUCCAUAUUUUAAAAUUUAUGAAUGUUAAAAACGUUGAAUCUACAGUUGCGCAUAAAGAUAACAUAAAAAAUAUUUACAUUGGCUUGAUAAGAUGUUACCACAGCAUAUUUAAAAAUAAGAACGAAAAUGGAGAAUACAUUUUUUGCAUUUUUAAUGAUGAACUUAUAAAGAAUAUUAGUCCAACUUUGAGGAGAAAUAAAAAAAUGAUCAUACAAGAAAUAAUGCUAAACAGUUUAUUUUUUUUUUUCAAAAAUAAUAUAAGACAGAGGGAUAAUUUAGAUCUAAAUUUGCUGUGUGAAAUUAUUAAAUAUAAAAAAUUUAUGUACAUAUUGGACAGUAUAUCUUUUGAUAAAAAGAAGAUAAAGGAAAAUUUGAAUGUCGAAUUUGUAGACUAUUUAUUUGAUCACUUUUUAAAUGAUAAAGUACUUUUUUCUCAUGCCAUAGAAUUAGCUUCGUUGUUUCUGUGUGAUGAGCGUAUCAGCUUUACUUCUCCUUUUACUGAAAAUAGCAGUUACAAUUGCCGUAUUUUGUUGAAGUAUAUAUUACAAACCCAAUCAAAAAAUUUUCUCUUUUUAUUUUUGGACUGUUUGAAAUGUAAUGAUUUAAAAAGGGACGUAUUCCGUUUUUUGGUGUCUCUAGAUGAAAUGUCAGGUUUUUUUUCCGAUUAUUGUGGUCAUCUAGCGAUGAUGGAGUAUUUGCUGCAGAAUAAGAAAAGGGAUAAAAGCAAAACCAAAGGAACAAAAUUAAGGGAGUGUACAAUUAACCAAGGGAAAGAGGACAAUAAUGGUGUUAAUUAUGUGAAGGGAGAAAUGAUCUUCUAUGAAGACUACUAUGAACUACCAGAAGAAAUGAAAAAUAUUUCAAUUAUAACUAAUGUAGACAACUUGAAACAGAUGAUAAGAGAAGUAAAAACUAGUCAAGAAAAACAUUGGGUGGAGAAUAUAUACAAUGAUAACAGUAUUUAUGCAUUCGAAUUAUGUGAUGAUAUGUUAACUGGAGAGGAUAUUAAUAUUAAUUUAAGAAAGAAAAAGAAAAUAUAUUAUAUCGGUAUAGAUGUUGAAUGGAAUAGAAAUAAAAAAGCUAGUAUCAUUUCAAUAGCAACAAUGGAGAAAAUUUAUUUAAUCGAUUUGAUAAAUAUGGAUUACAAUUACAAAUUUUUAAUACAUUCAUUUUUUAAAUGGAUAUUAGAAAAUCCAUUCAUACAUAAAAUAUUCUACAAUUUUGCUUGUGAUAUGCAUAUAUUAAAUUUAUUUUUUCAAGACAUAUCAAUUAUAAGUGCUUAUGCAAAUGUGAUGGAUUUGAAAGAUCCCAUAUAUGUUCAUAAGCAAAGGGAAUGUAUUUCAAACAGUUCAAAAAGUUCAAAAAGUUCAAAUAACAUUGUUGCAAUUGAAUUAUUUAAUAGAAACAUAAUUGAGACGAAUGAUGUAGAAUCAUUUAAAAAAAUGACAAAAAGUACUUUUUACGAUUUUAAUAGCGGAAUGAAAAAUUAUAACUCCAAUUAUUCGGAAGGAGUAAUAAGUGUAUGUCUAAACCAUACGACUGAUAAGUUAUAUUUUAAAAGUUUAAACGAUUUAUGCUAUAAAUUUUUGAACAAAAAAUUAAAUAAACAACUGCAAUUAUCCAACUGGAGUAAAAGACCACUAACAAAAGGGCAAGUAGUAUAUGCAGGUAUCGAUUCUUAUGCCCUUAUAAUGAUAGAACAACGAUUAAUAGAGAGUAAUUUUUUUUCAACAUGUGUCUCAAAUAGCAAUAAUUUAAUCGUUACUUUUACCCAGAAGUAUAAAUGCAGAAAUUGCCUAUGGGACUAG